ACAGGUUGAAGCGGAUGACAUUUUGCAGACAUGUAGUAUCUACCUUCACGAUUGUACGUAACUUACAUUGAAACAGUAAUCGAAGAAAGCCAACGAAGUGUAAUGAAGCUCUUCAAGUUGUGGGUUCAUCAACACACAUUUUGUGAAGAUGCACUAAUAGUAAAUCCGAAAGAAUUUCCUGAUUGUCAUAUUGGUGAUGUGUUGGAAAUUUAUCAUCCAGAUGAACAGACAAAGUCAAAAUGCUUGCUGCUUCAAAUUAAUUCCUUAAGAAAUGACUUUCAACAAAAAGACACAAUCAGCAUUGAACAGUCUGUUGCCAACUGGUUUCAACUUCGUACAUAUUCAGAUGUCAUUGUUCAUAAGGUAGAGCACAGUGAUGUCGAAGUUGAUUUGGUUGAAGUGGUUGUAAAAGACCAGUACAUCAGCAGGAGUGACAUGUGGAGAUUAUCAAAAGCCUUAGUAGGAAAAUGUGUGUAUAUCUCCAAAAAAAUUUCAUUCUGUGGUCUCAGAGGACAAAUUCAUGAACUUUGGAGAAAAGGAAAACAGAUGAUUUGUGGUGUGAUAUCAAAGGAUACCAGGGUUGUUUACCGUUCUCUUUCAGCUCAAAUUUUUUUGUACAUUCAAAUGAGCUGUGAGAUGUGGGAAUUUGACCUUCAUGGAGAUUUAUACUUUGAAAAAGUCAUCAAUGGUUUUCUGUAUGAGCUGUUUUCACAAUGGAAAAAAAAGAAAGCAAAUCAUGAAGUGACUAUUGUUCUGUUCUCCAGAAGAUUCUAUCAAAGUGAAGAUCUAUUCCCUGAUAAAAGAAAAAGCAUAUUACGAGAUCCACAUGGGAGAUUUUACGAAGACUUCUACCAAGUCUUAACCAGGGGUGAGAGAAAAGAUGACUGGUUGCCUGUCUUAGUAACUCUCAAGUACCAUAUAAACCAGUACCAAAAUUUUACCAUAUGUCAAGGGGAGUCAGCUGUUGGAAUAAAUUCAACUGCACAUGAAGGCAAUUUCUUGGAGGCAAUUAAUCUUUCAAUGAACAUAUUUGAGAAACAUUACCAAGACCGCAACUUUGAUUGUACAGGCCAGUCCAUAUUAGUUGUUACACCUGGAACUGGUGUCUUCGAAGUUGAUCGAGCAUUAAACAGCAUUACAAAACAGAGAAUGAUUGAUAGUGGUGUUGCAGUGGAUUUGGUGUGUAUGGCAGAGCAACCACUUCAUUCAGUUCCUCUUUUAAAGUUCUUUGAUAAAGGAGGCGAGAAUGAAGUCAAAUUGGGUGAUGAUUAUAACAUUCCACAUUGGAUGAAUCAUAGCUUCUAUGCCUCACCAAAAUCCCUGGACAAACACAAUACCUUUAUACCAAGAAUUCAACUUCCUGAUGUGGUAUUUAAUUGGUUUGGUGUAGAUCCAGUAAACAAUCAGUUCACUAAAGGUUUGCAUAAGAAUUUUCAGCCAAAAAAUGCAAAUGAGCAAGAAACCAAUCAAAUUCUUGAUUUUGUCAAUUUUGAUGAGUUUGAUGCCAAAAUAUUUUGCAAGAGGACAUUGAGAAGACCCAAAGAAAAGUUCAAAAAGAAUAGAUCUGCCCCAUUAUUCCAUGCAGUUCCUAUUGACACAGAUUUUGACAGGCUCACUAGUAUGUCACAGGAAGAUCUAAGUGUUUCAAGUGGAAACUCAUCUAAUGUCAGAGAGCAAGGUCUGAGAAAUGUUCAUUCAGACAAGCAUAUUGUGUCUUCAUCACUAGACCAUGUUCCAAAAGACAACUAUUUUUCAGAGGUUAUGUCAAGAGAGGAUGACAAGAAAGGGCUGAUAGAUGAUGAUCUAUUGGUAGUAAACCUGUCCCCUGUAGUUGGUAGUGCUGAUGCACCACGCAAGCUCACAGGGUUACCAGCCAGAUAUUUGCAUGAUCCUCGAAGAACUUUAUUUAACCCAUUCAAACCACUAAAUAUUCCUUGCAGAUGGACAUGUAACCGACAUCGUUGGGCACAUAGCUUUCCUAUAGGACAAGAUGGAAUUGUUAUUCACAGGCAGUUUUUGAAACAAUCUAAAAGCAAAACAAAGUAUAUUCCUAGCAACAAAAAGGCACUGGAAUCAGAGGAUUGUACCAUACAAGACAAACAAUAUAGAAUACAAGACAAGCUGGCUCUCAGACGGAGAAAAGGGAAUAUAAGAACAAAGUUUCAUCACCACUUGGAUACUAUUGAGCAGGAUUGGACAGCAGAAGUUGAGACAAGUGUUGAUUGGAAGUCCCUGAUUUUGCCAGCAUGUUUACCCCUUACCUCUGAAUAUUGUCCUGACAUGAAAACACUUGACACUGAUUACCUCGAAUUUCAUUAUGAGCUGUGUAUUGGCGAUGAUGAUGAUAGUUGCAGCAAUGAAUUCAUAGCAUCUAAAACAAGAUUGUCCAGCAAUCUAUCAAGAUAUGAUGACCAAGCAAGCAGUCAUCCAGUGUCUGUGAACACUAUGAUCACAGAGCUUGUAGCUCAGCGACUAUCAAAGGGGUUUCAGAUUCUGACUGAUCCUCCACAUCAAGAAAGGCCAACCCUCUCUACAUUCAUGUCAACGGAUUGUGAUUUUGAAGCAGAGGAGUACUUCCUUAGUAUUGGUCGUAAHAUUCAUAGACUCAGUGUUGUUCCCAAACAAUCUCAAAUCAAUGUGACCAGAUACAGACCACGACAUAUGCGUGGACUUGAUCCUGUGAAUUAUUGGUAUCAGUUACAUAUUGCCCACACACUGUUAUUUUCAAAUGUUCAAGAGGCAGAGUUCCAACAUGAUGAGUUGGAUAAAUAUAAUUGGAACUAUCUAGACCAGCACAUUAGUGGAAUCCAAGACUUUGCUGAGAUGGUUGAGUCUCUUAGGUAYUGGAAGUCAAGAUUUCUUCUGUUGCCUAUGCCAAGUCGAAAGAAACCCUAUGUUGACAGUACUGAUAGUGUUGAUACAAAUGUGUGUAUAGAAGGGAUGGUAAAAUAUUUGGAAGCUWUAAAUGGAAUUAAGGGAAGUAAAGUUCCUAGAAAACCCACUUCUCCUUUGCAUGGCUUGUUGAAACCAUAUAAUUCACAAGAUAGCAAGAAUGUGGACUUGGCCAAACAUACACAAAAUGUAGCAGACAAUAGACCUGAAUCAAAAGAUGUUGUAGUACUGGACAGAGCAUAUGAAAACAAAAGUUUGGGAGAAUCAAAUAAUUGUGAUAGCCAAAGUAACCUUUCUUUGGAAUCAUCUAGAGAUGUCAGCAUUGAAGAUACUUUGACUGCUAGCUCACCACUUGAAAGAAUUGCUGAAGAGUUUAUGGAUGCAUUAAGUGGAUUUUCAUUUCUUCCAACAACUAAAGGUUUGCAGCCCCAUAGUUUUAUCAGCAUACAUUGUGUACAGUGGAUGAUGCAUAGUGUGAAGGGACUGAAUGGAAGACAAGAUUGUAUAGCACUUGCACAGAAAAUGGUGGAAGCUAAGAUAAUUCAACAUGCUUCAGGGAAUCCAAGUCAGCAGUUUGUUUACGGAUUUGUAAUUUUCUUCAUCAACCCUAAAGAAAAUUGGAAGACAGCCAAAGGUUAGAUAUAUAGGGAAAUUUAUAUUUUCAUAGCCUGCGUCAGUAGCGGCCCUAAAUGGAUUGGGUAGGACCGCCCCAAUCCCUUUAGGGUCGCUACACAGGCUAUAUUUUCAAUGCCUUGCAACAAUUAUGAUAAUCCUCUUCUUCCUCUCAUUCGUUGCUGUAUUUAUCAA
Molecule: messenger RNA, 3699 nt
Organism: Exaiptasia diaphana
Lineage: Eukaryota; Metazoa; Cnidaria; Anthozoa; Actiniaria; Aiptasiidae
Product: GATOR complex protein DEPDC5
Exons: 21
Coding region: 103-3531 (1142 amino acids)
Biological process (GO): positive regulation of autophagy; intracellular signal transduction; negative regulation of TORC1 signaling
Cellular component (GO): GATOR1 complex; lysosomal membrane
Molecular function (GO): GTPase activator activity
Source: RefSeq, a predicted model, not a curated record